CUUUCUGCCACUACCCUCACAAUUGUCGGGCGCGUCUCCAUCUGGUUCCGUGACUACUUCGGGUUCUACAUACCUUCGUUUCUCCUACAACUAUCAUUCAUCUAGCGCGACCUGCUAUACUUUUGUUGCUUUUUUCUUCAACGGACGCGACUUACUCUACCCUUCAACAUGGCUACCAAAACGCCGUCGCGUUACGGACGGUCGUCUAGCCCUGGCGUUACGCCAGGAAAGCGCGUUAUGAGCCCGACGUCGUUCUCAGCAUCAAGCUACUCACCCACAGUCAACGGCGCGCAAAAACUGAACAUCGUGACUCGGGUCGCGAUUGAGGGCAAGGCGAACAGGGAUAAGGAUGUUGCAAACAUUAAGAUGUACCUCAAGAUGUCGGUACCUGUGGACCAAGUCGAACCCGGGACGACUAUCUCAUUAUUUCCUGAGGAGAAUAUCAAGAUUGCGUUGUCCCAAGUGCAUCCACUGGACAACAACUCUGUUCCGUAUCAUUUUUCUUCCGCUGUGUCGCCGCUGUUGAAUAAUGCCGCUCGAGCGCUAAAUCUUCCCGCAAGAUCUCCAGAAUCAUUUAAUGAAGCGUUCAAUCUAUCUCCUAGCCUUGUUCACACCUCAACAUCAACUACUUCUACCCGGACCUCUAAGGCGAAUACAAGUGAUGUUCCUGGGGUUGUGGACGAACGGUAUACCGGCAAGAUUCUCGUUAGCGGGUACAACAUAUCCUACGUCCUUCCCAAAGUCUUUCCUCAGUACUCCGAACCUCAUUCCCGUAUCUCGUUUGGACGUCGCCGCGGCUCCGUUGGUGAUCGGAAUCACGUCCAAUUCAUGGCCGCCAUUGAGUUGAUGGUUCCGUACGUUUCAAGACCGCCGCGCGCGCCAUAUUUGCUUUCCAUACCAACUCCACGGUGCCUACACAAUAAUAUCAAGCUACGGAUCUUUCCUCCCAGGGACUCCUUGGCCUCAACAGCAUCGCUCUCUGAUGAUGACGCGGGAUCGUGGGAUCUUACGUCUGAUCCCCAUGUUAGUCGCCCUACGCGCAUGUCGCGUACGACUUCGUACAAUAACUUUGCAGACGACGAAUCUAGUGAUUCCUCCACCAGCGGUCUUCUCGAAGGUAUUGGCAUCCAGGGCACAUUUCCUAGUGCAGAGAGGAUACGAGUGAGGUGGGCGAAGCCUAUGAAGAACAUUGCCAACGGAGACUCGGCUGGACGGAGGCAGGUCGGAACAAAAGAGGUCCAGGGUACAAUGACUUGCACUGUGAGAGGGAAAAUGAAACACCCGGACAGAGCGGGAGUCGAAGGAAUCAUCAUGGAUGUGGAAUACAAAGCGUCAUGCAAAGGCGUUUGGUUCCCUGGUGUUGCUACUCUCUUGGGGAUGGACGUUGGCUUAGUUUCGAAAGGUUCCGACGUUUCAUGGGUAGCAGGCUACCCUAACAAUUGGCAGGUUACGGGCGGUACCGGUUUUACAGGUUUUGACGUAGGUGUACCUCCGCCGACUGAUGGCCAACGACAUGAUUCCUUUGAUUCCAACUCGUCUCACGCUGUGCUCGCAGCAAUGGCAGCCAAAGAGACCACUGCACCCUCAUCAACGUCGUCGCUGCUUCGCGCACCGUUGCCGGUUCAAAACGUUGCUGACUAUUCCUUCGAAGGAUCUGCGUCUGCAAUAUCAUCAAUACCCUCGACAGGUGCUUCGAUGGCGGGUCUUUCCGCGUCGGAAUCAGUACCAUCACCUCCCCCCAGUCAAGCUAUCACGUUACACAUCAACAUGAACGAACUCCUCCCACCGUCGCGUAACACAUUCACGUUCACCAUCACCGGUACCAUCCUUAUUAUCCCCAAAACACCCGGAACGCCAUCAGGAGACGAGUCUGAAUCAGAUCCCGAACCCGUUCUGCUCCCUGGAUUCACUGUUUUUGGUACAGAUUCCGAGGUCGUAUCAAUCAUUGUACGCAAUGAGGUUGAUCGUGGUAGCGCCAAUGUGGAGGUAUACAACUCCACGGGAGAUUACCGACGUGAUGCCCAAGUACGCAAGACUGUGCUCCAGAAAGGUGGGCAUACCAAGUGCGGUGAUGGUGGAGGAAGGAUUGCCCUGCGCAGUGUUGCAGUAAACGGCAAGCUACCUCCCAAUCGUCCACGCACUCCCAGCAACCAGGGACAUCUCAAUACUUCACACUCGUCUUCUCCCGCGCUGCUUAUGAAGAUGCUGUCUUCAGUGAACCAAACCAAGCGGGAUAUGCCUGUGAUUAUCCCGUCCGUAAGCGCGACAGUUACACCGCUUGUGCUGCGAGAGAGCUCGCAUCUCAGUGCUUAUGCGGUACGGGUGAGUUUGACUGCGAUGGCGGACCCGGACUCUGAGUGGUUGGAGUUUGGGUUGGGAUCUUUGGGGCAAGUGUCUUCUUCGAACGGAAAACCGCCACCGAAAGUGGAUCUCGCGUGUGUUAGUGUGGAGGGUGUGCCUGUGAAGUACGAAGCUACUGCUGCUGCCAAGCAGGACCAUCAGGAUGGCAGCGUUCCGUUUGAGCAGAUGGGUGGGAAGGAGUGGAUUAGUUGGGUUCGAGUGCAUAUCGGAUCGAUGAAUGGUGGUUCCGUUGUCGUGGACUAUGUCGUCAAGGUAGACGACGGUGCAGGGAAAGGGAAAGGGAAAGCUCGAGAAGACUCACAGUUUGAUGUGUUUUUGCCUACAUUUGCUGUUCCGAUUGGUAGGUUGGAAAUUGUUGUUGAGGACGUCCCUGGACACGGGAUUACCUGUUUGGAUUCAAAUCUUCGGUAUCGCCAAUCAAAACAGCGUCUACUACACUACUCUGCCGAGGAAUUUUUCUAUCCACACCUUACACUGGCACUGGAUUCCUCUUACGGUAGCAGAUCGAUGUUGUCCUGGUGGAAAUCUGGGCUAUACAUGUGCUUAGUGUCCCUGGUCAUUUCAUGCGCUUUUUUCCUACCGCUAUCCUCCGAGCUCAGACGCGUUGGCCAAUCUUUGGAUGGCUACUCGUUAGGCUCUCAUUGGAACGAUGAACCCCGGCCGGUCGUCGUGACUACCACUGUGUAUUCGAAUACGCGACGGUGGUUCGCCGACGAAUCGGCUACUCCGGAACCCUCAAGUAGUGAAGACAUCUAUUAUGCUUCACCCACUUCGAAUUCGCACAUCACUACCACCAUUAUUGCCACUGCCACACCUGAAACCAAGCUACCCGAGCCGUCAUCGGAGACGCCUCCGCCACAGGUGACUUGGGAAUCGACGUCUUCGUCGUCUUCCCAAGGCCUACAACUUCACUACGAUUGGGCAUCUUGGCAAACGCUCCUAGCGAUGUCUUGGGAGGAUCUACAUCCUCUUCGGGAUAAGGUUAUAGAGAGCCUAGAAUCUCUUUGGCAAAUUUUUAGCAAAGUCUAUCAUUAUCCUUUACCACCUCCGUGAUGUUUUUUUUAACUUUCAGCUCUCGAUGUGCUUUCUGAUGUUGUUAUGUUUAUAUUAUGAUUUAUGUAGAGUGUCCAUAGGCCUAUUAAUAUACACGAUUUUCUUGGG
Desarmillaria tabescens is the source of this 3522-nucleotide messenger RNA. RefSeq lists its product as uncharacterized. The record is from RefSeq and is a predicted model, not a curated record. NCBI's taxonomy places the organism in Eukaryota, Fungi, Basidiomycota, Agaricomycetes, Agaricales, Physalacriaceae. The transcript is spliced from 6 exons. The coding region runs from base 169 to 3414 and encodes 1081 amino acids.